Rhodamnia argentea is the source of this 1708-nucleotide messenger RNA. Its product is annotated as cytoplasmic 60S subunit biogenesis factor REI1 homolog 1. Gene Ontology annotation, molecular function: zinc ion binding; nucleic acid binding. Gene Ontology annotation, biological process: ribosomal large subunit biogenesis. The transcript has 5 exons. The record is from RefSeq and is a predicted model, not a curated record. Gene Ontology annotation, cellular component: preribosome, large subunit precursor. NCBI's taxonomy places the organism in Eukaryota, Viridiplantae, Streptophyta, Magnoliopsida, Myrtales, Myrtaceae. Bases 480 to 1529 code for a protein of 349 amino acids.
GUUGUUAUUGAGCAUAACGGUGUCUUCUUGAUUUCAGCUAAAGCAGCGUGCUUUAGCUCAAGUCUUCGUCAUCUGUCUUGACGCCUUUUUGUUCGAAAGAAUGACACCCUGUAUCUGAUACCUUUUUGGUGUCUUCGGGUUUGAGUUUCUUUCUUCAACCCAACGUGCUGAUUUGUAUUGUUUGGAACAGAUGACAGGGGCGUCUGUUUCUUUUGGGUAUCUUAUGUGAUUAAAUUUCGUUCUUGAGCAGUAUCCUUUAUUUGAUUUGAAUAUUGAUAGCCGCAUGGGAAAUUGGGUCAGUGAUCCCCCUGUUCGUUAGCUGAAUUCUGUUUCUUUUGUGUGAAGAACGAUGACAUCUAGCCUGACAUUUGCUCCUCUAGGCUUAAGUAGUUGCUGGUGUUCCGGGAGUGACGGAGGCUUUAUUUUUGGCUAGACAAGCUUCACUGGCACAAGAAAAAGAUAAGUCUAGUCAGACUCCGAUGCUCUAUAGUUGUCGCAUUUGUGGCAAAGGAUAUAGAAGUGAUAAAGCACACGCUCAACAUCUGCAGUCGCGAAGUCAUAUCCUGAGGGCUUCGCAAGGGGUGAACCUUGAACAUGGGGAAAAGACAAUUAUUAGACCACUACCACCUCGUGUUCAGAACAGGCCUACUUCACAAAAGGAGUCGGACAUUGCAGAAAGCGAAGAUAGUGAAGAUGAGUGGGAAGAAGUGGAUUCAGAGGAUGACUUGGUUGGCGAAGCUGCAAACUCUUUGAGUGAACUGAAUGUAAAUAAGCUGCCCACUGACCAUGGUAUGGAAGAUGAUGCCGAUGGCGAAGAUUUCUGUGAAGUGGAUCCAUCAUGCUGCUUUAUGUGUGAUCUCGAGCAUGAUAGCAUAGAAUUGUGUAUGGUUCACAUGCACAAGCAGCAUGGGUUCUUCAUCCCUGAUGUUGAGUAUUUGAAGGAUCCAGAGGGACUUCUUACAUACCUCGGCCUUAAGGUGAGAAGGGAUUUAAUGUGUUUGUACUGUAAUGAGAGGUGUCAUCCCUUCAGCAGCUUAGAGGCAGUUAGGAAACACAUGACAGCAAAAAGUCAUUGCAAAGUUCACUUUGGAAAUGGUGAUGAUGAUGAGGAAGCAGAGUUAGAAGAGUUCUACGAUUAUAGCAGCAGCUAUGUGGAUGAGGAUGGGAAACAACUGGUUGCCUCAGGUGAUGUGGGAAAUUCUGCGGAACUUGGAAGUGGUGGAUCUGAACUAGUCAUUACCAGAAGAUCAGACGCAGGAGUUUCAACCAAAGCGCUUGGCUCACGGGAAUAUUUGCGAUACUACCGCCAGAAACCCCGUCCAUCGACUGGGCAUAAUGCCGCAAUCACUGCUGCACUGGCCUCGAGGUACAAGAGUAUGGGAUUAACUACAACCGUACAGUCGAGAGAACACAUGGUCAGGCUGAAGGUGAUGAGAGAGAUGAAUCGAUCAGGAGUGGAGGCGAUGCGCACCAAAAUUGGGAUGAAGAGUAAUGUCAUUAGAAAUCUGCCGAAAAAUGUUCCGCAUUAGACGAAUGGAAUUUGUAUUUUAUCUAUCAUGUUUUUCAUUGGCCUAGUAUACAUGAGUAUGUAAAUGACCCUUAGGGAAUCAGGCUUUCUGCCUUUUGGUGCUAAAGGAUCUGUAUUUCUUAUUAACUACAUUGAGCAGUAUCAAAUUUUUGGGUCUCUUCCAAAUCUGUUGCGCUUAUA